UGAGCUUGUUUAGUGUGUUCUCAGCUGAUAGCAGGCAGACUCACUGCCGGCUGGGCUAGAUACCUUUUAGUUUCCUCUGGAAAGCUGGUUGAAGGAUGCAUUACCAGGAGUAUAGCAAACAAUUUUGGAAUUGCCCUGAACCCGGAGUGCCAGGCAGUCAAACCCACCAGCAACUUGUGAAAAAUUCUAUUGGCACAAGAACCUUAAUCGUUGGUGAUGGAGCCAAUGACAGAAGCAAUGCGGAAAUCCCUCCGAAAUCAAGCCCUGAAACCACUUCAAACCUGUCAGUUGCUAUGGAGCUUCAUUUUGCUAUUAAUUAUUCCACUUGCGGAAACAUGGAAACAGAACCUUCCAAGACUCAAGCUUUUUCAUAAAGAUUUGUUGGUCUCAAACAGCUGCAUUCCAUUCCUCGGCUCAGCGGAGGGCUUCGAUUUUCAGACCCUGCUGCUUGAUGAGGAGCGGGGGAGACUGCUAGUAGGAGCCAAGGAUCACAUAUUCCUACUCAACUUAGAUGAUCUGAACAAAAACAUCAGAAAGAUUCACUGGCCUGCAACCAAAGAAAGAGUUGAAAUGUGCAAAUUGACUGGGAAACAUCCUUUGAGAGAGUGUGCGAAUUUCAUCAGGGUCCUUCAUAAUUACAACAAGACCCACACAUACGUUUGUGGCACUGGAGCCUUCCACCCAAUGUGUGCCUUUAUUGAGCUGGGACCCCGGGCAGAGGAGCCUGUGUUUCGACUGGACUUACAUGGUCUCGAGUCUGGAAGAUUGAAGUGUCCCUUUGACCCACAGCAACCUUUUGCUUCUGUGUUAACAGGGGAAUACCUUUACGCUGGUACAGCAUCUGAUUUUCAUGGCAGAGACACUGCUUUCUCCCGCUCUCUGGGACCUCCAGCCAGUCGGCAUUACAUCCGCACAGAUCUCUCCGAACAUUACUGGCUCAAUGAAGCAAAGUUUCUCGGAGCAUUUUCCAUCCCGGACACCUACAAUACUGACGAUGAUAAAAUAUAUUUUUUCUUUCGGGAAGCAACAGAGGACAGCAGCACCUCUGACAGGUCUAUUUUCUCCAGGGUUGCCAGGGUCUGUAAGAAUGAUGUUGGAGGACAACGCAGCCUCAUCAAUAAAUGGACCACAUUCCUUAAAGCCCGCCUGGUGUGUUCUGUCCCAGGUCCUGACGGAGUUGACACUUAUUUUGAUGAACUGCAGGAUGUGUUUCUGCUCCAUACAAAAGAUGAAAGGAAUCCUAUUGUUUAUGGAGUCUUCACGACUACAAGUUCAAUCUUUAAGGGCUCUGCAGUCUGCGUGUACAGCAUGGCAGAUAUUCGUGCUUCUUUUAAUGGACCAUACGCUCACAAGGAAGGACCUGACCAUCGCUGGGUGGAGUAUGAUGGAAGGAUCCCUUACCCACGACCUGGGACAGCACCUUCUCCAAUCUUAAACAUGGCGAUAUCUUCAAAACAGCAGCAAUUAUACAUUGGCUCACAAGAUGGUCUGGUCCAGCUCUGGCUGCAUCGAUGUGACAUCUAUGGCAAGGCUUGCACUGAAUGCUGUUUAGCCAGAGACCCCUACUGUGCCUGGGAUGGCAGCUCAUGUUCCCGUUAUGCCCCAGCAUCAAAAAGGCGGACUAGACGUCAAGAUGUAAAACAUGGGGACCCCAUCAGCCAGUGCUGGGAUCUGGAAGAAAGUAUGAGUAAUGAAGCUGAAGAGAAGUUGAUUUUUGGCAUUGAGUUUAACUCCACUUUCCUGGAGUGCAUCCCCAAAUCCCAGCAGGCAUCUAUCCAGUGGUUCGUUCAGCGGUCCCGAGAUGAACAUCAUGAGGAGAUAAAAACUGAUGAGAGGAUCAUCAAAACAGAACAUGGCCUUCUGAUUCGGAGUGUGCAAAGAAAAGAUGCUGGCUCUUAUUUCUGUAGAGCUCAGGAGCAAACAUUUACUCACACCAUCAUGAGACUGAAUUUGAAAGUUAUAGAGAAUGAACAGAUGGAGAGUGCACAGAAGGCUGAGGAUGAGGAAGCCAAGGGCCGGGAUUAUGCCUCAGAGUCUCGGUUGAGAUACAAGGAUUACGUGCAGCUGUUGAGCAGCACCAGCUUCACGGUGGAUGAUUACUGCGAGCAGCUGUGGUAUCGGGAGAGACGGCGGCAGAAGAACAGAGCGGCCGGGAAAUGGAAGCACGUGCAGGAGCUGAAGAAGAAUCGAAAUCGCAGACACCACGUGUAAUCUCCGAUGGUUUGAAGAGAAACCUGAGCACUGUGGCUUUCUAUUCUAAGGAGGUGACAAAAACAUCAUUGAAUGCUGUUGUACUGUCAUUCCUGCUUUGGAGAGCUACAAGAUGCUUAUAAUAAAAUAAAGGACUUGCAAUUCCGCGUAGUGAACUCAGAGACAUCACAACCAAGACAGAGACCUCUUGGUCCGCAAUGUCAGUCUUCUUUAAUACCAUAUUGCUAAAGUAUUUACUGUACAGAAAAAGUCCAACUGGCCCAAUAGGUCUGUGCCAUUGCUUAUUAUCGACACAAACUCCUUGACUUUGCUUCAGUUCAUCCCAUCAAUGUUAAACUCUGAACAAAAAUGAAACCUCUUGCUUUAAGCAGAAGUGGAUCACUUACUCAGCUCAGGCACAUCCAUAAUGUUGUUUACAUCACAGGUGAGAUGUGUAUAAAUUGUGAUAGGACAUUUUGUCUUCAGUCAUUGACCAAAUUAGUGAGGUAAACUUUUGUGGUAAAUUUUAAACAUCUUUCUAUUACCUGCCACUAUCAACUUACUACAGGAACAUUGACAGAAACCCAUUUCCAAAAUGCUGUAAUAUCAAUUGAAACUUUAAUACAACUAAAAUAAUUACAUUGUUUUUGCUAUCAGCUUAAUACUGUAUAAUGGAACACCAGAUAUGUAAUUUUAUCAUUGUAAAUGGUAGCCUCUACCUAUGCAUGAGGAUUGAUGUUAAAUGUUAUGAGGAAAAGAAUUUACAUUUUUAUAAAUGGAUGUUUACACGAUCAUUUUCUCAAUAUUGCAUCAAAAAGAACAAUUCCUGUGGUUGUUGACAUGAGCAAAAUUUGAUGGUGAUUCUAUUACAUUAACUAGCAAGAAAAAUGCCUUCUCUUCAGAAUGUACUGUUGUUGAGAGCUAUAUACCAAACCAUCAAGGAAUGGUAGACUAAGCGGGGAUGCAGCCCACUGGAGCAGAAGUCUGUAGGUACAGCCUGCAGACUUGUGUCUGAGAUUCCCCUCAUGAUGAAUUGCCACUAUUAGGUCAUCACAGUAGGUAGUUGUGCGAUAGGAAAGCAAAGGAGCGAAAUGUAGUGAAUCGACUGCCCUCCAGCUAAUAACUAGCAUCUUAUGGCAGUUGCAGGGAUAAUUUGGAAGAUUCCUUGCCUGGAUAAUAGGCAGAGUAAAAAUAGAUAACCCGUAAAAAGUAAAGUAUGAAGAAGCCUGUAAGUUACCAAUGGCCAAAUUCCAUAUUCCAAUUGUUGAUUGUCAUCCUUUUAUCUAUGUACUUCUCCAAUCUGUUCUGCUGCUCUCCUAAUUUCUGAUGCAGGAGAAUAUAACAAGUUGGUUUAACAUACAUUUUAGACAGUAAAACUCCCUAUUACACCUAUUAUCAAAGAAUAUUUUAAGACUUGAUUUGUAUAGUUUAAGUGAAUGAAUUUUGGAACAUAUAUUACUGUAAAUUAUAUUCCUUUAGUCUAUUAUUUCUUUGUAUUAAAUUAGUUGAACCUUGUUAUAGAUUUGUUAAAUGUUGUGGGAUAAGGUUUUUAUUGUGAAGCCACUUUCAGAGUAACUGUUGCUUAAUAGUCAGUUCCUCCAGAAUUCUGGUUAGGGAGAUUUUCUCAUGUUUUCAGUGACAGGUAAUUGGUUAUGAUUGUGUAUGUCAAGGUAAAUCUCAUUCAACCCUGACUCCCUGAGUUGGGUGAAUGUUUCAGUUCUUGUCAAGGAUACUGGAUGGAGUACAAAUUCAUUUAGUUAGUAUUUCAUGGGAUUUGCUUGUCACUGAUAAGGAUAAUCUUUAGUUGCUCUAGAAUGAUCGUCUUGCUUGGUCAUUUCAGAAGGCAAUUAAGAGCCAGCCAUAUUGUUAAGGGUUUGGAGUCACAUGUAGGCCAGACCACAUAGGGACAGCAGUUUUUCCUCCUCAAAGGACAUGAGUGAACCCAGUGAGUUUUUGCAACAAUUGACAAUGAUUCCAUGGUCACCCGUAUAGAAAUUAACUUUCAAUUCCUGAUUUGUUAAUUGAAUUUGAAUUCCACCAACUGCUAUAGCGAGAUGUAAAUCCAUGCCCCCAGAACAUUGGUACAUUGGCAUUAGUACAAUGCCCAUCUCCCACCAUUGAAUGAAGAUGAAGCGUGUGGGAGACAGGGAAGGACAUUCCUGCUUCAGUCCAACUAGUUCAUCAACGGAGGGACAUUCCGAGAAAUGUGCGAUCAGGUUAAGAUUGUCACUCUUUAAUCUGAAACUCAAUGGACUCCAGAGUUAAAAAACCAGGCGGGAAAACACACCAACGCUUCAUCGGAGGCUGCACUUAGGAUGUUACCCAGCACGGUAACGAAAUGUCUGCGAAACAACAAACCAGCUCGGCGAGCCAACCAACCUCAACACCCACAACCCGAGCUACAAAUCUACUCCAAAACCUUAGAACUCAAAUAUUCUUCCAAUUUUGAAAUUACGUGGCUAAAUUUAAAAAAGAAUUGUUCAUUCAUUGAACAGCAAACUACACAUUUUUGAGGGGGACGGUAUAUCUUGGAUAGUUUCUAUAAAACAAAACAAAAAAACCUAAUACUCUUAGUUAAUCCGUGCGUGUUGUUCGGAUUUGUCAAGACUUACUGGGAAGGAUGAAGUAAAAGCUGAAAGAGAAAUGAGUGUCUAAUGUCAUUGAGUCCUCGGAAGAUGGCAGGAGUUACUUAAUAAAAUCUACAAUGCAAUUGAAUUGCUCCUUGGUGACCACUGUCCUUUGUAAAUCCCAAAUCCCUUUCUAUCCAAAAUGACCAUGAAGAAAGUCAGAUUAUCCAUCCUUAUCAAUUCUGGUGACAGGUGAUUAUCAAAAGAAGAAAUAUGGAAAAAAUAAGAAAAAUAAAGAAUACCUUGUCUAAUUUUAAGAAAGAUAUUCUUUAAAAUUAUUUUCUUUUCAUGUAAAGAUGUUAAAUAUGACGUCAGUAUAUUCACAAACGGGGAUUGGAAUGUUAAAUGUAUAUUUUGGUAUUAUUUUAAUAAAGUAGAAAACUUGUUAUUUAAAAACAAAA
Molecule: messenger RNA, 5218 nt
Organism: Rhincodon typus (whale shark)
Lineage: Eukaryota; Metazoa; Chordata; Chondrichthyes; Orectolobiformes; Rhincodontidae
Gene: sema3d
Product: sema domain, immunoglobulin domain (Ig), short basic domain, secreted, (semaphorin) 3D
Exons: 17
Coding region: 217-2211 (664 amino acids)
Biological process (GO): neural crest cell migration; negative regulation of axon extension involved in axon guidance; positive regulation of cell migration
Molecular function (GO): chemorepellent activity; semaphorin receptor binding
Source: RefSeq, a predicted model, not a curated record